CGAGGGCAGCCGCGCAUGCGUAAUGUACUCAACGCCCGAGGUUGGGGAGGCGUGGCGGUGAGACGGAAAGGGGGCGAGGCCUGUUCCGCGCAUGCGCACGGGCCCCGCCCCGCCGCCGCCUGUCUGUCUGUGCGCGAAAAAGGAGACACAAGAUGGCGGCGGCGGCGGCUCCUGCAUCGUGAGGAGGCGCUGAGGGGAAAGGCCGACCGCGCCGCCGCUUCCUCCUCCUCCUCCUCGGGAGAGGAGCCUCCGGGGAGCGCCAUGGCGGUCCAUAGAGCUCAGUACAUCUUUGGAGAAUUCAGCCCCGCUGAAUUUAAUGACUUCUUUGUGACGCCCCGUUGCUCCGUUGAGCUGCCUCCCUACAAUGAAACAAUUUCAUGUGGCCUUAAGUCCACAGGAGACCUCCGUGAUGGGGAAGAAUAUCAGAGAAUUGAAUUUGGUGUUGAUGAAGUUAUUGAGACAGAUUCCUCUGUGCUGAAUAACAGUGAUUACAGUAUUUCAAGUACUCUGAAUCCACAGGCACCAGAAUUCAUUCUUGGUUGCACACCUACCCAGAAAACGCCAAGUGAUGUACUCAACGAAACCAACUACAACUCCAUUGACUGCCAGUUCACUGACCCUGCUCUCGCUUUGGAUAGUGGUUCUAAUGCUGAGAAUGAUAGUUUACCUGGGAGCCUUGGGCAACGGGAACGAAAAAAGAAGAAAAAAAGACCUCCUGGAUAUUACAGUUACCUGGAAGAUGCCAGCGAUGGCAUUGUUCCUGCUGAGGCUUUGGUGAACGGACAUGCAAAUUCAACAGGACUUAAUAGCUUAAGCACAGACGAUGUAGAACUUUCAGGUGAUGCCCCGUCAGUCACUCCAAGGACUUGUGACAGCCCUGAAAAUUCUGUGGACUUUGCUAGUGAAGCCGCUUCUGAAGAUUUGGUUUCUAAUGCUGUAGAUGCUACAAGGACUGCAGGGCAGCCUGAAGUGUGCAGCAUUGCUAAUUUAGAACAGUCAUGCGUCCCUUCCGAGACUGGGAGGGAUAGCCCCUUAAGGACAGCUGUACAGCCUUACGCUGGUACUGAUACUACUGAAACCCUUGGCGUUACCAAUGGUCAAACACUUGAAUCCUCUAAUGAGGGCACAGCUGCCAAUGGGGUAGACUUGCAUACUGUGGAGAGCACUGACUCAGACCAAGUGAAGCCUGAGGAUGCUUCAUCUACUACUGAGGCAGCCACCCCUGUUUCAGGAUCUGCUGUGGUUAAUCAGCCUGCGAAAUCGUGGGCAAGUCUCUUUCACAAUUCCAAGCCCUCUGUUUCCACACCUAUGGCUUAUGUGGAGACUAAGUAUACCCCUCCUGCCACAUCUCCUGUGGUCCCGGAGAAACAGGUUGAAGUGAAAGAGGGGCCUGUUCCAGUUUCUGAGGAUCCUGUAGCCAUAAAGAUUGCAGAAUUACUGGAAAAUGUAAAACUAAUACAUAAACCAGUAUCCUUGCAACCACGAGGGCUGAUCAAUAAAGGAAACUGGUGUUAUAUCAACGCUACACUGCAAGCUUUGGUGGCUUGCCCUCCAAUGUUUCACCUCAUGAAGUCCAUUCCAAUGUAUUCGAAAUCACAGCGGCCAUGUACAUCAACACCAAUGAUAGACAGCUUUGUCCGCCUAAUGAAUGAGUUUACAAACAUGCCAGUCCCUCCUAAGGCAAAACAAGCUUUAGGUGAUAAAAUUGCAAGAGACAUCAGGCCAGGAGCUGCAUUUGAACCUACGUAUAUUUAUAGAUUGUUGACAGUUAUCAAGUCAAGUCUUUCUGAAAAGGGGAGACAAGAAGAUGCUGAAGAAUAUUUGGGAUUUAUUCUAAAUGGCCUACAUGAGGAAAUGCUGAUCCUAAAGAAAUUGCUGUCUCCACACUGUGAAAAACUUGCAGUUUCCAAUGGCCCAGAGACUCAGCCUUUAAAUGAAGAGGAGGAACAGGAGAAGCAAGGUGACGGCAGUGAGGAUGAAUGGGAGCAAGUGGGACCACGCAACAAGUCCUCUGUUACUCGGCAGGCGGAUUUUGUCCAGACUCCAAUUACAGAUAUAUUUGGUGGUCACAUAAGAUCAGUGGUUUACCAACAGAGUUCAAAGGAAUCUGCAACUCUGCAGCCAUUUUUCACUCUGCAGUUGGAUAUCCAGUCUGAUAAGAUACGCACGGUUCAGGAUGCACUGGAAAGCUUGGUGGCAAGAGAGUCGGUCCAGGGUUAUACCACAAAGACUAAGCAAGAGGUGGAGAUCAGCCGAAGAGUGACACUAGAAGAACUCCCUCCAGUUCUUGUCCUACACCUCAAGCGAUUCGUCUACGAGAAAACUGGGGGGUGCCAGAAACUCAUUAAAAAUAUUGAAUAUCCUGUCGACCUGGAAAUAAGUAAAGAGUUGUUGUCUCCGGGUGUCAAAAGUAAAAUUUUUAAAGGCCAAAGAACCUACCGGCUCUUUGCAGUUGUCUAUCAUCAUGGAAACAGUGCGACUGGUGGACAUUACACUACAGACGUCUUCCAGAUUGGCCUCAAUGGCUGGCUGCGCAUAGAUGACCAAGCCGUCAAAGUGAUCACGCAGUACCAGGUGGUGAAGCCGUCUGCCGAGCGCACAGCCUACCUCCUGUACUACCGCCGAGUUGACCUGCUUUGAAACCUCCUCUUUUUUUUCUGCUGUGUUUGCCAGAUUACCUGCUUUCUAGAACGCCAACUCUCUCUAACCCUUAACUCUCCUCCCCUCCAUGCUCUUCCGAGUGAAUCCUCCCCUUCCCUCUUGCAACUGUGGGAUAGAGUGAAAGGGAUGGCUUUCUUUUUGGGGUUUGUAAGCAGCCCGGGUUGUGUUGGCUUAUUGACUUUGCUGAAUGAAGUCUUUUGGGUUUGAAAGACUUGGUCUCACAAAUCACACACACAUACACACAGAGAGUAAUUCCUUUUUUUUUUUUUUUUUGUGCUAAUGCUGAAUCCUAAGAGAUUAAAAUAGGAUUUGCAGCUGAUUCCCACUUUCUAAUUGCAUAGUAGAAACAGCCCUGCACCAGCAACAGAAUUGUAGAUUUCUGUAGAUUUUACUUAAAUGAAAAAACUAAAAAAAAUCCCUCUACCUAAGUUCCCCAUUAGUUUUUCCCUUUUUACUUUCUUUUUUUGGAUAAAUGGUAAAAAUGAGCCACUGUCUAUCAAGGAAAAAUGGUCCUCAUUUAAAAAAAAAAUACUCUACAAAAAAGUAUAAUAUACAGAGUUGCUGGUUCCUGAUAGGAAGAGAUACACAUUUUAAUAAUUGUGCGAUGAGAAACUGCUUAAGUACACAUUGCAGAUCAAAAUACUUGGAGUUAAAAUGUUAGUCUAUAUAGAUGGGUGAUUGUAACUUUAUUGCUAUUAAGAGAUUUCAAAACUGCAUUUAUGCUUCUGUGUACAUGGGAUUUUAAAACAAAAAAAAAUAUGGGCAAAAUGAUGAAGGUUGAUAUUUCUUUCAGUCUGCUUUGUUUAAUUUUGCUGUCUGCUCUCCUAUAAUGUUGAGUUCCUAAGUGUACACAGUCUAGUGAUAUCUAGGAGUAUAAAGUUGUCGCCCAUCAAUAAAAAAAAAAGUCACAAA
This is a messenger RNA of Sceloporus undulatus (fence lizard), 3573 nucleotides long. RefSeq names its product ubiquitin specific peptidase 10 (gene USP10). The record is from RefSeq and is a predicted model, not a curated record. Gene Ontology annotation, cellular component: nucleus; early endosome; cytosol. Gene Ontology annotation, molecular function: cysteine-type deubiquitinase activity; cysteine-type endopeptidase activity. The transcript has 14 exons. Gene Ontology annotation, biological process: protein deubiquitination; regulation of autophagy; DNA damage response, signal transduction by p53 class mediator. Bases 16 to 2640 code for a protein of 874 amino acids. Lineage: Eukaryota; Metazoa; Chordata; Lepidosauria; Squamata; Phrynosomatidae.